Echinostoma caproni is the source of this 1041-nucleotide messenger RNA. The record is from the annotation of a GenBank genome assembly. NCBI's taxonomy places the organism in Eukaryota, Metazoa, Platyhelminthes, Trematoda, Plagiorchiida, Echinostomatidae.
AUGGCAGACUCUGAUGAUGAGUCAGAUAGACAUAGAAGUCGAGAUAAAUUCCGACGUGAAAGAAGUGACCAUGAUGCUCGAAGAAGACCAGGAGAUAAACGAGAACCUUUUGACGACAAAAGCGAACAUCGCGGAUUGGGAGAAGUCAGAGAUGAAUAUAAAAGUUCUGCCCCAAAACGUCGCGAGACCCGUAUCUUGCCAUCAGAGGAAGAGGGAAUGUACAGACCACCUCUGGUACCGUUUAAACGGUUUUUGGAGCCGCUUGAUGAUCUGAUCACCGAAGAGGAAGCCUGUUGCAAAUACCGUGAAUACAAAGAGGGCUACACCAAGCGCCAUAUCGAGGAGUUUUUCGAAGCGCAUAAGAAUGAAGAAUGGUUACGCUUACGAUAUCAUCCGGACUAUAUGCCCAAAAGAAAAGCAGCGGUGCUGGCUAAUUUGAAGCACCGAUUGGCUGUGUUUAUGGAGCUUCACGAGAAAGGAUUCUUUGAGAAUCAGAGUGUCCAGAUGGAUAACAGUGAGAAUCUCAUUAAGCUCAUGGAUUCGGUCGUUAUCAAGCUGGAAGGUGGAACAGAUGAGGACCUAAAAGUCUUGGAGAAUGCCGAAAGAAGUCGGUACUCUGACGAUGAAAGUUCUCACAGUAGAAUUCCUACCGUAGUUCAGGUAAGUGGAACUUUUUUACACUUCAUUUUAAACGGAUUGCCUGAAGUGAAGGUCGAUCCCCAAAGAACUGUAUCGCCAUACCUCAGGCCGGUUUGGAGCAUGCGACCAGCUUUCACUACCCUCGUUUGUGUCUUCGACAUUGCUUUCAACUUUCCAAUCUUCCUUGUACCGCUCCAAGAGACACCUACCAAAACCGGCGCACAAAGGUGNUUAAUUGUUGUAAAAACUGCAGCUGGAAACUGGACCAAAGUGGUGCAGCAAGGCCGUUCUAUAUUCCCAUUCCUCUUGAACUUCGCCAUGGAGAAUGUUCUACAGAAUGCUUUAUCCGGUCUAACAAACGGCAGAGUUGAACUCCUCUCAGGGAAGAGUUCUCACCGAUGA